AUGAACAUCCCCGAAUUGUUGAAAGGUGCUACAAUUUGUUCUUCGAAAGGUGGUUGGCUGCUUAUCUCCAAAGGUAACAAGUGUUUUUUUUUCUACAAUCCUUUCACUAGAGCAACUAUCCAAUUCCCGGACUUACCAGAUGACAAGUGUGUUGUGUAUUCAGUCAUGUCUUUUUCGUCCGUACCCACUUCUUCUGAUUGUUCGGUUUUUGCCAUUUCUGCUUUUUUUACUGAAGAGGUUCUAAUUCUUUCAAUUAAACGAGGAGAUGAAUCUUGGACGAUUAAUAUGCUUGAUAAUGUUUAUGUGCCUCCUAAUAGGAAAGACGUGUCAUUCAAGCUGUCUCUUAACAAUCCAGUUUUCUGCCAAGGAGCUUUCUAUUGCUUAGAUUGCAAUGGGACUUUAGGAGUAUAUGAUUUGAAUGGCUUUAGUUGGGAGAUUCUUGUCAAGGUUCCACCUCCCAAUUGUAAUUUUAUAUACAAGAGAUUUUUGGUGGAGUGUGGAGGAGAACUUUUAUCUGUGUAUUUAUGUAAUUUCGGGGAAUGGGUUCGGGUUUUCAGGUUGGGUAUGCCUGAAAGUGUUUGGAUGGAAGUUAAGCAUCUGGGAAAGCACAUGUUGUGUAUCAGCACUGCAUCAUGUAUUUCAGCACUUGCUCCAAACUGUCGCAUGGAGAACAAAAUAUACUUUCCUAGAUUGCAUAACGGAGAGAUUUUGUAUUAUUCGCUUGAAACAGGUACGUAUAACUCUCUUUCAAGUAGUUCUCCUGCAGAUUUCUAUGACUCACAGAGUACUUAA
Molecule: messenger RNA, 792 nt
Organism: Papaver somniferum (opium poppy)
Lineage: Eukaryota; Viridiplantae; Streptophyta; Magnoliopsida; Ranunculales; Papaveraceae
Product: F-box/kelch-repeat protein At1g57790-like
Exons: 1
Coding region: 1-792 (263 amino acids)
Source: RefSeq, a predicted model, not a curated record